Messenger RNA from Camponotus floridanus (Florida carpenter ant), 843 nucleotides. RefSeq lists its product as uncharacterized. The coding region runs from base 1 to 843 and encodes 280 amino acids. The transcript has 7 exons. The record is from RefSeq and is a predicted model, not a curated record. Lineage: Eukaryota; Metazoa; Arthropoda; Insecta; Hymenoptera; Formicidae.
AUGCCAAGGCAAUGUCGUGAUCGAAAAUGUAUUGCAAAUAAAGAAAAGUUGACCGUUCAUAAAUACAAGAACAAAGAGAAAGAUCCGACACCGUCUUCAACGCCUUAUCGAAAUUCUCUGAGCAUUUCUACUGCAUCACAAAAUAGAAAACAGGAAUGUGCAGAACCAAAGCGCUCGAAAGAUGACUCGGAAAGUUCGAAACCUAAGAAAUGUCGUGUCUCGCAAUCGACUUCUGGAAGUUCAAUUUUAACACGUUUACGACAAAAAUUACACAUCAAAAGCACGAACACGUUUGAACGAAUUUCCGGCAGUUCCCAGAAUUAUAUACAGCAAAUAUGUACCUGUCGCAAAAAUGAGCGUCACAAUCCUCGGAGUGGAAGUUCGCAUGGACACGCGAAUUCACAGAACGUGUCUACGGAGAGCAGAAAGAGGAGGAAAAGAUCACGUCGCCGAUAUAAAAAGACUUCGAAGAGAGAAAGUGAUCAACUGAGACAUGACUGUUUCACGACGCUUUGUAUCUGUGUGCGAGGUCGUAAUUCGAAUGAGCUAAGAGCUUGUAACUGCAUGUCGUCUCGUGAGAUUCUUUCGAGUGAUCACGAAUGUUGCUGCGUUCAAACUAGACGAAGAAAAAAGACGAAUCGAUUGGCACCUAAAACUAUAUUAAAAAAUGACAUUCAAACGGGCAGACACACAUCAUCGGUCAUUGAACAGAAACCUCGGCUUAAACAUCCGAAUGAAUUAUCUGAAGAACGCAAUGUAAUUAUUAAAGAAUUGGACACCAUUUGUAAAGAAAUUAACAGAUUUGGUGCACGCACAAUUAGACUUUUCAAAUCUAAAAAUUAA